Salarias fasciatus (jewelled blenny) is the source of this 2468-nucleotide messenger RNA. RefSeq names its product WD repeat domain 91 (gene wdr91). The transcript is spliced from 18 exons. Gene Ontology annotation, molecular function: phosphatidylinositol 3-kinase inhibitor activity; protein binding. Gene Ontology annotation, biological process: negative regulation of phosphatidylinositol 3-kinase/protein kinase B signal transduction; early endosome to late endosome transport. The record is from RefSeq and is a predicted model, not a curated record. The coding region runs from base 147 to 2390 and encodes 747 amino acids. Gene Ontology annotation, cellular component: late endosome membrane; early endosome membrane. NCBI's taxonomy places the organism in Eukaryota, Metazoa, Chordata, Actinopteri, Blenniiformes, Blenniidae.
ACAGGAAGUGUCGGAUUAAACUGGGACGGAGGAGCAGAGCAGCUUUUCAUCAAAUCACUUUUAUCACAGUUUACUGGAGGAAAAAAAACAAAGAAACUAAGAAUAAACUCUUUAUUCUGCAGAGAUCUUCAUCAUCAGAGGCGACCAUGGCCUCCACGGUGGAGAGGACGGACGAGCACGUGAGGGAGUAUCUGAUCUACCGCGGCUUCACCUCCACCCUGAAGCACCUGGACACCGAGAUCAAAGCCGACAAGGAGAAAGGCUUCAGGGUGGAUAAAAUCAUCGACCAGCUGCAGCAGCUGGUGCACAGCUUCGACCUGUCGGGCUUGAAGGAGUACUGGCUGUACCUGGACAGACGUCUGUUCUGCAGGCUGGAGGACGUCUACAGGUCCACCGUCAACAAGCUGAGGACCAGCCUGUACAGAUACUACGUGGUCAACUCCAUCCAGAGAGGAAACCUGGACAAGACCCAGGAGUUCUUCCAGAAGCAGGCGCUGGAGCUCCAAGGUCAGCCCGAGUGGCGCGAUUGGUUCAUCCUGCCGUUUAUCCCCGCCCCCGAGCAGAACUCCGCCUUCUCUCCUUACUUCUCCCGCCAGUGGGCGGACACCUUCCUGGUCUCGCUCCACAACUUCCUGUCGGUGCUGUUCCAGUGUAUGCCUCAGCCCGUCCUGCUGAGCUUCGACGCCGAGGUCCAGAGGAUGACGGGAAUCACCGAGGAGAACGAGGAGCUGCGUCAGCUGCUCUUUGCCCUGCAGACGGACAGUCGGGAUCAGAGGGACGGGGAGGAGACGGUGCACCACAAGCUGCCGCUCUACGUGCAGAACAUGGACCGGCUGGGAGACACUGAGCUGGACUUGGUGUCCAGCCAGCGAGCCAUCAGCGCCUCCACCACUCCCUCCAGAAACUUCUUUUCCACAUUCCUCCCACAGGGCAGACGCACUCCCGGGAAACCGACUCCCGUCUCCUCGGGCUCGUCCCCGAGCCAGGCGGCCGUGGGCAGGAAGGACACGUCCUCCGCCCAGGCUGCCAAGCCUAAAGAGGCGCUCCAGCCUAAAGACUCCAAAGCGGCCGGCAGCCAGCCGUCCGCUGGGGAAGUUUCCAGUUUCCAGCCUCAGCAGUCCACAAACCAGAACCCCAGAACCAAGAGGAUCCAGGACCAUGAGAAGGAGAGGAAGGAGCUGUUCUCCAAACCCCCACAGGUCUCUCCUCAGACUCCAGAGAGGAGGGCGGGGGAGGCGGGGGAAGCAGAGCCUCCUCCCGACGUCCCCGGCGACGCCAUGGAGGCCUCCUGCAGCGGGAGCGGUGCAGCCGGAGCAGAGGGAGCGGCGCUGUGCGCAGAGCAGCCCUUCAUCAAGCUGAGCCAGGAGGAGUACGGAGAGCAUCACUCCUCCAUCAUGCACUGCAGGGUGGACUGCUCCGGACGAAGGGUCGCCAGUCUGGACGUGGACGGAGUCGUCAAGGUCUGGUCCUUCAACCCCAUCAUGCAGACCAAAGCCACCAUCAUGUCCAAGUCUCCUCUGCUCUCUCUGGAAUGGGCCACGAAACCAGACCGGCUGUUGUUACUGGGCAGUGGUGUCGGCACAGUGCGGCUCUACGAUACAGACGCCAAGAAGAAUCUCUAUGAGAUGAACAUUGAUGAAACUCAUCCACGCAUCCUGUCCCUGGCCUGCAGCCCGAGCGGCUCGUCCUUCGUGUGUUCGGCCGCGGCUCUCAGUCGGUCCGGAGGCGCCGAGUCGGCCCCUCGCCUUCCCGUCCCCGUGUCGGGUCAGCUGCUGCUGUGGGACACCAAGACGGUCAAACAGCAGCUCCAGUUCUCUCUCGAACCUGAACCGGUCGCCAUCAACUGCACGGCCUUCAACCACAACGGGAACCUGCUGGUGACGGGGGCUGCGGACGGGGUCAUCCGGCUGUUCGACAUGCAGCAGUACGAGAGCGCGAUGAGCUGGAGAGCCCACGAUGGAGAAGUGUACAGUGUGGAAUUCAGCUACGAUGAAAACACCGUGUUCAGCAUCGGAGAGGACGGCAAGUUCAUCCAGUGGAACAUCCAUCGCUGUGGAGUGAAGCAGUCGGAGCAGAUCCUGCCUCAGGAUGCCACGGGUCCCUUCGUCCUGUCGGGUUACAGCGGAUACAAACAGGUUCAGGUUCCUCGAGGUCGACUCCUGGCCUUCGACUCUGAGGGGCAACACGUUCUGACCUGCUCCAGCUACGGGGGGCUCAUAUACCGGCUGACCGGCGGGGAGCCGGCUCUGGAGCGCGUGCUGUCGCUGGGCGGCCACAAGGCGCCGGUGGUGACGGUGGACUGGUGCUCGGCGGUGGACUGCGGCACCUGUCUGACGGCCUCCAUGGACGGGAAGAUCAAGCUGAGCACGCUGCUGGCGCAGAAGUCCUGAGAUCUGGGGCCGAACAGGAACCGUGGAAACUCAACACACCUGCUUUAUUUCAAAUCCUCAUUAAAAACAUCGUCAGUA